UAAAAUAAUUAAUAAACAUUAACCUAUUCAACCCAUAUAUAGGUUAUCAUAUAUAUAAAUACAAUACUUUUAAAUAUAUAUUUUAAUAUGUAAUUAUCAUGAUAUUUAGGACAUUGAAUUAGUUAUUUUAGUGAAUUAUUUUUCUUGUCAUAUUGUCUAUGAUUUUAGAAUAAAUAUUUAGUUUAAUUAAUAUUAUUACUAUUUAUUAUUAUUUUAGAAGUGAAUUUGCUUACUUGUCGUCUUUUCCUUGACUUUAGUGAAUUUGAUUACUUGUCAUUGAUUUUAGGAUAAAUCAUUAGCUUAACUAAUAUCAUGAUAUUUAAGAUAAUUAAUACACAUUAACCUAUUCUACUAAUAUAUAUACAAUUACUUUAUAAAAUAUAUUUUAAUAUAUAAUUAUCAUGAUAUUUAGGACCUUUAAUUAAUAAUUUUAAUAAAUUUGCUUACUUGCAUAUUUUCCAUGAUUUUAGGAUAAAUCUUUAGUUUUAUUAAUAUUAUUUUUAAAUUUUUAUUUUAUUAGUAUGUAUUUGUCAUGAUAUUUAAGAUAAUUAAUAAAAUUGACAUAUUCUACUGAUAUAUAUAUAUAUACUAUUAUUAAAAAUAUUUUAUUAUAUAAUUAUCAUGAUAUUUAGGAUAUUUAAUUAAUAAAUAUAUAUUAACAAUAUCUACCAAUAAUAUCAUAACUAUGUUUAUCUUGAUUUAAUUUUAUGAUUUUAAUGACUAAUAUUAUAGCCACUUUCUCAAAUUCGCAUUAGAAAUAUUGAUCCAAAUACAAAUUAUUUUUUAAAAAACUGUAUAUAAUAAAUCAAUUUCUUCUGUUUAUUCAACUGGAUCGGUUAAUAUACUAAAUUAUAUCCAUAUAUUGCGGUUUCAUAAAAUAACAUCCACCAGUACUACGAAAUCCAUAGUAUUUUCUCUAUUUUGGUUUGGUUUGGUUUUAAGUGGUUUGGUUUUAUAGGCUUGAACACCCCUAAACUAUUGUUAUUUUGUUGAUAUUUUAUGGGCUGUGAUUGUUUUUAAUUCUUUUAGUGUUACCUGAUUUCGUUUCAAUCCAAAUACAACAAGUUUUUAAUUUCAAAUACAAAUUUUUAAUUUAAUUACUACUAUAGAAAAUAUUGUGAUCCAAAAUCUACAUUCAAUAAAUAAAACUAUGAAACAAAAUAAAUAACUAAUAUAUUGAUUACCAAUAUGAAUAGUGAUGUUUUAUAACUUAUACUAUUAAUUUAAAAUUUGUGUCUAAUUAAAUAAUUGUGAAAUAAAAUUAAAACUAAAAAGUGUUAUAUAUAUAUAUAUAUAUAUAUUCAGGUAGUGAUUCGGGUUUCGGAUAUACCAAUUGGAUUCUUAUAUCCAUUCAGGUAGUGCUUCAGGUUUCAGAUACACCCGAUCGGUUCGUAUAUCGAAACUUGUUCAAUACAAAAUCUGGUUCGUAUAUCCUAACUUGUUCAAUACAAAAUCCGAUUAGGUAUUUUGUUAAUUCGGUUCAGAUUUUUGUUUGGGUUUUUUUGGAUGGAUUCGGAUAUCGAGUAAAAUGGUCAGGCCUAUUAGUACACUGCUUUACGUUUUCACACAUGAAGACUAUUGUCUAAAAGGUCAUAAGUUUAUUAAUGGAGGGAGUGAAACUUAAUCUAAGACACUCAACAGUAAUGUGCUUUUAAUUUUGAUAAAAUGUGAUCAUAAACGUUACAUAAACCCUCGGUUAAGGAGGUGGUAGUUGAACCUAACACCUACACCACCUAGACACAGACACAAUGCACAAAGACACUUCUUUGCGAGUCAAAGUGGCCGCUGGAUUGCAUUUACAAGUCCUACAGUAUAAUCCACAUGACGCAUUGUACAAAUGCUCUUUUCACCUGUCAACUUACUUAGCUGUUGACUUUUUGGUCAAUACUUAUUCAAAAUAUAUAACUUUUUAGAUAAAGGUCGCAAUAUAAAGAUGGGCAGUCUCAUAAUGUAUAUAUAAAAAAAAUCCAUUCGGAAGCUGAAACGUGUACACAAACCUCUCAUACCAUCGACUAAAAGAACGAUACAAUGUAACAGUAUAGCUUUUUGUUCAUCAUACAGCUUAUUUAGAAUUAGAUUGAUUCGGAAAUAUCCUCUUAUUUACGUGGUAAUUUAAAUAUGAUUAAGUAAGAAAGCAUGAUUUAAAGAUUUUAAGUUAAAAAAAAAUGAUUUGAUAAAGAUUUUUUUUAUUACGGUUUAUAGGACAAAAACUUAGACCAUUUUACGAUUAUCUUGAUUGCUUUUAACGUUUUCAUUGUUUACUAGCAAGUAGCAAACCAUUUAGAUAUUGACAUUUAAUAACAACAUAAAUUUGGCCAAAAAAAAUGUCUAAUAGCAUUGUUUCUAAAAAGAUUUUAAAUAUAACUAUGUAAAAAGUGAGUAUAUAUAUAUAUAUAUAUAUAUAUAUGUAUAUAUAUAUAUAUAUUAGAAACAAAGUCUCUUACAUCGAAAAUUAAAAAUGAUCUUAAAUAAAAUAUAAGAUAUAGGAUCAAUACACUAAUAACCAAUUGAUUUUAGUUUAUAAAUUCAUCUGAAUUUAUAUAUAUUAAUACAUCAUUUAAUUAAAGGUGUCAAAACGUUAAUUUUUUUCACUAAGGAUUAUGCACUGCUGCCAAACUUAAAGGUGUCAUUUUGUUUAUGUCGAUUGGAGUGUGUACACAUUUAUUGGAUUCAGAGGUUUUAAAACUUCUGUUGUGUUACAAACUUUUAGUCAAACCUUAAUUAAAAACUAGAUUCACUUCACACGUACGCAAACUCAUAUUGCAUCUUUUUUCUUUUCGCGUUCCAUCCACAAAGGAAACAUCUUUAUAAUUAUACUACACUUCAUAAACAAUUAUCUUCAUCUUUUUAGAGAAUAUAUGUCGAUAUAUUUGACGAAAAAUAAAUUGUCGGUUAACAUUACAAUUACAACUACAUUCUUAAGACCUUUUUUUUUUCGUAACACUUUUUCUUUUGUAACACUACUACAUUCUUAAGACCACGAGUUCUUUUAUAUUUUAUAUACUAAUAUUUAAAAACAAUAAUAUUUCUUUUCCUCAAGUGCAUGAUUAUUGUGUUUAACACUUUUACAAAGAUAAAAUAAUCAUACAAAACGUGAACAUGCAUGCAUCUUCCCCUCUUCUUUAUUUUAUUCUCAUAAACUUUGCAUGUUUAAUCUUUCCAUCUCGUGUAGUAUCCCUUUCGUCUGAUACUUAAAAUACAAAUGCACUUUCCGUAUUAGGAAAUGUUUGACAAACAUUCUCAUAUUAUACAUAUCGUCAUUUCAAGGCCCCAAUAUAUUGAUCCGUACUAAUCCGUACAUUUAAACAUGUUUUUUAUUACUAUACACUAAUAACACUAAGUACAUUAAACAUAUAUAAUUAAAGACCUAAAAAGAGAGAACCAAACUCAAACGUAUAUUUUGAAGGUCAUAUGUUCACACGUAGACCAACUUCCUCUAUAAAAAAAAAACCUCAGAAUAUUGCAUACUCCAAAAAGCCUUUACUCUCUCUUCAUUCACUUUAACCUAAUUUCUUCUCUUCAUCGCCUUCUUGUUCUUGAUGUCAAAACAACAGCCCUAAACUCUUAAUCCUCUAUCGGACUUUAAAUCAAAUCUAGCAAAAUGGAUCCUCGAUACUAUGGGAAUAUGCCCUUUGGAGGCGAGGAAAAUGAAGGAACCGAGGAAGAUGAGAACUUAUUCCCUGUCUACUCGGCUCGAUCUAAACACGACAUGCGUGUUAUGGUCUCGGCUUUGUCUCAAGUAAUCGGUAACCAACAAGGCAGCUCUCACGAUAGUCCUUCUGUAUAUAAUCCACAAGACCCUAGUCAACCAGUUGCUCCUACUCAUCAAGAUCAAGGGAACUUGAGGACGAGACAUUAUAGAGGGGUAAGGCAAAGGCCAUGGGGAAAAUGGGCAGCUGAGAUUCGAGAUCCGCAAAAGGCAGCACGUGUGUGGCUAGGGACAUUUGAAACAGCUGAGUCCGCAGCCUUAGCUUAUGAUGAAGCAGCUCUUAAGUUCAAAGGAAGCAAAGCCAAACUCAACUUCCCUGAAAGGGUUCAGCUAGGAAGCAAUAUUAUAAACAAUCAACUAUCAAACUCUACUUGUUACUCCUCAAAUCAAAGUGAGACGCAAAAUAUACCAUACUAUAACCAGUAUUAUCAAGAUGGGAGUAAUAGUGAUAUGCUAAGUUUUAAUUUGGGUGGUGGUUAUGGUAGCGGUAACGGUAACGGUGUUUCAAUGUCUCAUGAUCAUAGUUUAUCAACUAUUACUACUGCUGCAACGACAUCUUCGUCUUCUGGUGGCUCUUCUAGGCAACAAGAAGAGCAAGAUUAUGCUAGAUUUUGGCGGUUUGGAGAUUCUUCUUCCUCUCCACAUUCGGGUUAUUGAAAUGAUAUAUAAGAGGUUAAUUUGUGUUACUUGCCAUGAAGAGAUGUUAUGAUUCUUGAAUGUUUUUCAUGUUUUGCACUCUUAUUUUUGUUGGUUAAAGAUUCUUGAAAGUGUAACUUUUAUUUCAUAGAAUAUAACUAGUUCCCUUAUCUACAACA
Messenger RNA from Brassica rapa (field mustard), 4524 nucleotides. Its product is annotated as ethylene-responsive transcription factor ERF114. The record is from RefSeq and is a predicted model, not a curated record. Gene Ontology annotation, biological process: regulation of DNA-templated transcription; ethylene-activated signaling pathway. Lineage: Eukaryota; Viridiplantae; Streptophyta; Magnoliopsida; Brassicales; Brassicaceae. Gene Ontology annotation, molecular function: DNA binding; DNA-binding transcription factor activity.